This is a messenger RNA of Humulus lupulus (European hop), 306 nucleotides long. RefSeq lists its product as uncharacterized. Lineage: Eukaryota; Viridiplantae; Streptophyta; Magnoliopsida; Rosales; Cannabaceae. The transcript has a single exon. Bases 1 to 306 code for a protein of 101 amino acids. The record is from RefSeq and is a predicted model, not a curated record.
AUGACUGAGGAAUCCCCAGAUGUUCCACCUGAAGGAGCUACCAAGUCUGUAAGAGAAACAUACGAGCGUUGGCAGACGGCUAAUAACAAGGCACGGCACUACAUUUUGACGAGUAUGGUCGACACUCUCAUGAAAAAGAUGGAGAAUGUCGAGACGGCCUACAAAAUCAAGGAUCAGGUCCAAGACAUGUUUGGGGAAAAGUCUGUGAAAAAUCGUUUUGAGGCCACCAAUAAAUAUGCCAAUGCUCGAAUGGCACUGUCUCAUUACGUUCGUGAUCACUUGAUCUAUAUGAUGAACUUCUUUUAG